Spodoptera exigua (beet armyworm) is the source of this 561-nucleotide messenger RNA. The record is from the annotation of a GenBank genome assembly. NCBI's taxonomy places the organism in Eukaryota, Metazoa, Arthropoda, Insecta, Lepidoptera, Noctuidae.
GUGGACGUUGUAACGGACUCACUUUAUAAUUAGAAAUUAUGUUCCAGUGCACUGCAAUGUUUGUGUUUAUUCUUAGCGUUGCUGGACUCAUUCCUAGUGUGCUACCGGAGACCUGUUUCUACCAGCGUUGUCUGGGUUGCUACCCAGGGCAGACAGUAGCACCAGGUCACCGAGUGGAAUGUCAGCCUUCUAACUGGGUGUCAGCUACUUGGGUGCAUAACUAUGGGCAUCCACCGCCGAGCACUGAUUCUAAGAUACCUAUCGAGUACCGAUGCUUGAAGAUGGUGGCUACACCUGAUGAUAAGACAUUUGGCAACACAGUGGAUACUCUCCGAGGGUGUGUACCUCGAGCGCAAGUUGACUCAGUCUGUCUUGGUCUGCUUGCUGUAGAAAGAGCACGUGGCCAUAGUGAUGCCCGUUGCUUUAUCUGCAACGGCAACGACUGCAACUCAGCAACACACACAACUAUAUCUUUACCAGCAACGAUAGCAACAGCGCUACUGUAUUUCAUCCUAAGGUGAAAUAAAUAAAACAAAUUUUAGUAAACAGUUUUAAUUUAAU